CUGCGCUCGGAGCUGCCGGGCCGGGGGCUGGAGCUACCAGGGCGGGUUCACGCCCCGGAGGCUGAGGGCUGGUGCUACUCGUGCUGUGCGCGUCGGACGGCGUAUACUCCCAGCCGGCCCCCGCGGCCCAGCGUUGCUGCCCACGGGAGUUUGGGACGAGCACAUCCCCUGUGCCCUAAAGGACUUCCUCCCUCGGGAAGGGAGAGAGAAAGCCUAGGGGGACGGGGAGAGAAGGGCCCGUUCUGCCUGUCGGGGUGGCGGCGCGGGAGAGCAGUGCCAUGCUCCUCUCCAUCCUGACCGCGCUCUGCCUGUGGCUGCGCCUGGCGCUGGGCGUGCGCGGCGCGCCGUGCGAGGCGGUGCGCAUCCCCAUGUGCCGGCACAUGCCCUGGAACAUCACGCGGAUGCCCAACCACCUGCACCACAGCACGCAGGAGAACGCCAUCCUGGCCAUCGAGCAGUACGAGGAGCUGGUGGACGUGAACUGCAGCGCCGUGCUGCGCUUCUUCCUCUGCGCCAUGUACGCGCCCAUCUGCACCCUGGAGUUCCUGCACGACCCCAUCAAGCCGUGCAAGUCGGUGUGCCAGCGCGCGCGUGACGACUGCGAGCCCCUCAUGAAGAUGUACAACCACAGCUGGCCCGAGAGCCUGGCCUGCGACGAGCUGCCUGUCUACGACCGGGGCGUGUGCAUCUCGCCCGAGGCCAUCGUCACUGACCUCCCGGAGGACGUUAAGUGGAUAGACAUCACUCCAGACAUGAUGGUACAGGAAAGGCCUCUUGACAUUGACUGUAAACGCCUAAGCCCUGACCGGUGCAAGUGCAAAAAGGUGAAGCCGACCCUGGCGACGUACCUGAGCAAAAACUACAGUUACGUCAUUCAUGCCAAAAUAAAAGCUGUGCAGAGGAGUGGCUGUAAUGAAGUAACUACAGUGGUGGAUGUGAAAGAGAUCUUCAAGUCCUCAUCACCCAUCCCUCGAACUCAAGUCCCACUCAUUACGAAUUCAUCCUGCCAGUGUCCUCACAUCCUGCCCCACCAAGAUGUUCUCAUCAUGUGUUAUGAGUGGCGCUCACGGAUGAUGCUUCUUGAAAAUUGUUUAGUUGAAAAAUGGAGAGAUCAACUUAGUAAAAGAUCCAUACAGUGGGAAGAGAGGCUGCAGGAACAACAGAGGACAAUCCAGGACAAGAAGCGCACAGCGGGGCGCACCAGCCGCAGUAACGCCCCGAAACCCAAGGGGAAGCCGCCUGCCCCCAAACCAGCCAGCCCCAAGAAGAACAUUAAAGCUAGGAGUGCUCCAAAGAGAACAAACCCAAAACGAGUGUGAGCUAACUGCUUUCCAAAAUGGGGACUUCCUCUCCGGGUGAGGCCAGGCAUUACCCACGCAGCCUGUAGAAGGCCGUACACCCCUUGCCUUAACAACUGCAGUCCUUUUCAUAGACACGUCUUGCAGCAUUUUUCUUAAUGAUAUGCUUCAACUUUUCUUUUUAAGUCACUCCAAGCCAUAGUGGUAGGUAUGCCUUUUGGUAUGGAAGGUAUAUGAAAGCUGGUCGAAAGAGCUUAUUGAGUUGAGAAUAAACCAUGUGCAUACUCUGUGGGAGCUCCACGUGGGGAAAGAUGCUUUUGUUCUUACAAUUUGACCUAAUAUGUGCAUUGUAAAGUAAAUGCCAGACUACAAACAAAACACCCAAUUUUUUUUAACGAUAUGUUUUAUUUCAGUUGGUUGUUAGGAUGUUAGCGAUUUUUAAAAAUGUGAUUGAAGAUGUAAUGCUUCUAAGGAGGAAAUCAAGAGGAACGAAUGUCUAAAAGAUCUUAUGUGUUUACUGUUUGCAGAAGAAUUUUUGUGAUGAAAGGGGAUUUUUGAACAAUCUAGAAAAGUAGGAUAUGGAAAAUUGUAAUGAGUUUGGUUUUUGGUUUUUUGUUUUUACGAAGAAGCCUUUCUGCUCUGUUUUUAGCUAGAAGCUCUAAAAACGAAAACAAUAGUAUUGUUAAAUAAAUAACAGGGAAAGGCAGACAGACAAAGUCUGGAUCCUUGUUUUCUAGUUACCAUGCCAUGGUGGAGAUGCUCUGAUUUUAUAUGCACAAUGUUUAUCAGUUCCCUUUAAGUAGCACCAGAAACUGUUUGUUUCUCCUCUUAUGAUUUAGGUACCAAUCAGUCAACCCCAAGCAUCUCACACACGUGGGUGUGGUGCUCAUCUCUUCCCAGGACGUCCCAGGUAUCUUGAUGCCCAGUCUCUCUGCUGAUUGCUGGUGCUCCCAAGGGUGCCUUGGGUCUGAGGUGGCAGGGUCAGAGUCCAAAGCGCCUGGUCCCCAGCCUGCUAUGGCAGCCUUGCCACACACCAGCUCUGCACUUGGAAAAAGCAACUGUAAUCACUUGUUCAUCCAGCAUUCAAGAAUGUAGAGGAGCAAUCUGAAAGCUUAAGAGUAAAAUCUCCUUUAGAUGUACCAUUGUCCCUGCUUCUCAGAGAAGGGGUAAGUUACAGGUUGCAUUCACACAUGAUUUUUUAAUUUCAUCUCUGUAACCAUUAGGACACAGAAGUGAGGUGUGUGGGUAAGCCAGGGGAAAAUGGAGAAAUAGCGUUAAUGAGGAUGCUGGCAAGGGCACCCAUCUCCUCCUGAAAGUGUAACUUCACCUGCAUCGCUACCCCAGGGCAGCAGAAUUGAAGGAAUCCAAUAGAUCCACCCACACAGGGGUAUCAAUAAAAUACUCCGCUUUGGCCCUUAAGGAAAGCCAGACAGCUGUUUGGCAUAGCAUCUAAAUUAAAUAAACCUAGGAAAGGCCAUGAAAAGGCAUUGGUACCCUAGUUUACCUCCUUAGCAUAGUAGGAAUCUGGGGAGGAGGGCGCGGGGAGGCGAGUUACAACUCUCAGUGGAAAUGAAGAAAAAACGCUUCUGUAAAACUUUUUUUUUUAAGUGCAAAACGACAUAAUAAGAGUUUGGAGAUGACUUUACAAACUUAAACACUGUUUCCUUUGAAUAUUUAACUGAAAUCAUAUACUGCAUAUCACACAAAAAUGUAAUUAGACACAUUUAUUAGUUUGAUUAAUUGAUAAAGGAUCGAGGCCACUGUUUGGAUAUUUAUUAUAAAAAAGUUGAAAAUGAACAGCAGCCCACACUGAGAGUAAUAUAACAAGUGUGGAAGUGGCUUUUGUGUGAGAGCCACGAAUUUAUUUUUCUCCCUUAAAAUAUUUUCUCCACCUAGAUACAUAUGAGAGGUAAAUAUAAAUAUAUGGAGAGGAAGGCUGUGGUACUAUCUCCGAAAUAGGUAUUAUUCGAGAGUUGGGUUACUUUAAUCAGAAAAAAAUAACAAUUUUGCAAUAUGUUCAUCAACAAAUUUCAUAAUUGAGGACAACUAGAGACAUUUAUUUUUAAAAAUACUUUUGUUGGUCUUUCAAUGAUACAGUAAAUAUGUAUUUUCUAUAAAGCAUUCAAUAAAUACAU
Lagenorhynchus albirostris (white-beaked dolphin) is the source of this 3433-nucleotide messenger RNA. RefSeq names its product secreted frizzled related protein 4 (gene SFRP4). The transcript has 6 exons. Gene Ontology annotation, cellular component: cytoplasm. Gene Ontology annotation, molecular function: Wnt-protein binding. Gene Ontology annotation, biological process: canonical Wnt signaling pathway; non-canonical Wnt signaling pathway. Bases 279 to 1319 code for a protein of 346 amino acids. NCBI's taxonomy places the organism in Eukaryota, Metazoa, Chordata, Mammalia, Artiodactyla, Delphinidae. The record is from RefSeq and is a predicted model, not a curated record.